AUGGAUCACUUCCCGACGAACUGGGGCCGCCCGAGAAACGAUGAUUUUGACGCGUACUCGACUUACCCUAUACAUUCCCGACCGAAGGACGCGUUUGCCGAGGGUGUCCAGCACACUCAACAACCUAUCGUAACCGGUACGAGCGUGCUCGCGCUCAAGUAUAAGGAUGGGAUUAUGAUGGCAGCGGACAACCUUGCAUCAUAUGGUUCUCUCGCUCGCUUCAAGGACGUCCAGCGUCUUCACCCUGUCGGCGAUUUCACAGUCGUUGGGGCGGGCGGCGACAUGUCCGACUUCCAGUAUCUGCAACGCAUCCUCGACGACCUCAUCAUAGAGGAAGAGAUCACUGCGCAGGAUGGACAUAAGCUUGGUCCCGCUGAGAUUCACGAGUAUCUGUCCCAGGUUAUGUAUGGGCGGCGGUCCAAACUCAAUCCCUUGUGGAAUUCUCUGUUGAUUGGGGGUGUCAGGGAUGGAAAGAGAUUUUUGGCAUACGUCGACCUUCUCGGCACGACAUACACGGCAUCCACUCUCGCCACGGGCUACGGUGCCUACAUCGCGCAGCCCCUGCUUCGGAAAGCUGUCGAAGGCAAGGAAGACGUCCUGACAGAGCAAGAAGCGCGCAAAAUCAUCGAGGACUGUAUGCGUGUCUUGUUCUACCGUGAUGCCCGCAGCUUGAACAAGUACCAAAUCGCCACUAUCAAUGCCUCCGGAACGACGAUCACCGAGUCUCUCAAGCUGGAAACCUCAUGGGGCUUUGCAGAUAGUAUCAGAGGUUAUGGUUCCCAAACUCAAUGA
This is a messenger RNA of Heterobasidion irregulare TC 32-1, 792 nucleotides long. RefSeq lists its product as uncharacterized. The transcript has 6 exons. Bases 1 to 792 code for a protein of 263 amino acids. The record is from RefSeq and is a predicted model, not a curated record. NCBI's taxonomy places the organism in Eukaryota, Fungi, Basidiomycota, Agaricomycetes, Russulales, Bondarzewiaceae. Gene Ontology annotation, cellular component: proteasome core complex.